This is a messenger RNA of Hirsutella rhossiliensis, 2067 nucleotides long. RefSeq names its product polyprotein. Lineage: Eukaryota; Fungi; Ascomycota; Sordariomycetes; Hypocreales; Ophiocordycipitaceae. Bases 1 to 2067 code for a protein of 688 amino acids. The transcript is spliced from 13 exons. The record is from RefSeq and is a predicted model, not a curated record. Gene Ontology annotation, molecular function: nucleic acid binding.
AUGGAUCCCAAUGACCACUACUAUCUCGAUCGAAGAUACAACAACAAUCGCGGAAGAUUUGGUCAGAAGGGGUAUAGAAGUCAACGCUUUAACCGCCCACAAGGCCGUUACGGCCACAACCACCCGUGGAAUAAGAAGUGCUUCGUCUGCAAUAAGGAAGGAUGCAUCUAUUUCAACAACCUUACAGACACUAUUGUCGGACGAACAACCCUCCCGGUUAUCCGCAAAUGGGGACAUCCUUGGUUCCUCCUACCUAAGACCAACGAGGCCGCUAUCGCAUUCCUCACGGAGAGCGAGAUCCGCACUCUUCAUCGUCGAUUCGGGCACCCAGCGGUCCCAAGACUUCACAACCUCCUACGGCAAGCUGGCCACAACGAUGUGACGAUAGAUAUCCUAGAGAACAUCUCGAGAUUCUGUCAUCACUGUCAAAUGCACUCUCAAGCUCCAAGACGCUUCAAAUUCACCCUAAAGGAUGACCAGGAAUUCAACUACGAAAUCGUCGCUGAUGUGCUCUACCUUGGAACCCCUCAACGCCCCGUCUUGCACGUGGAUACGUGGGAAGCCCUCCGAGCCCUCUGGAUAGACACAUAUCUCGGACCCCCUGAUACUAUCAAGCACGACGCAGGGACCAAUUUUGCCUCCCUAGAGUUCCGUAACGAGGUUGAAAGAUAUCAUGCCCCUCUCCGCCCCAUCAACGACACAACAGGGCCAAAUGGCAUUGUCCCUACGCUCCUAGUCUUUGGCGCCUACCCUCGAAUGGCGUUAGAUUCGCCCCCUUCUGCUACGACCCUGAAAAGGGCUGCCGCAGCCCAGAAAGCGAUGAAAAUGCUUCGUCAGCUCUCAGCAGAGCGCGAGGUCCGAAACAAGCCAAAGACGACGUUCCUAGUCAAGAAGGAAGAAGAUGCCUACCAACUAGCCAUCAAGCUACGGGACGAAGGCAUUAUCACAACGCCAGGCACCCCCUUUGAGGAAUCCGAUAGCACGGAGAUCGAUGAUCUAUUGGUACGAGUGUUUAGCUUCGAACGCUACAAUGAAGCAAAGCACGGGAACCAUCAUAUCUUCCGCUCCCGCAUGGUCCGCGAGGUUAAAGGGCACAACGACCAAGAGAAAACCACCCUAUUGACGCAAUCCCCGACAAUUCAACGCGGACCUGAUAACUUUGGGAUUGUGGGAAUGCAGACUGACGAUACCCUUAUGCUUGGCACACAACGUUUUUCCGCGCUAGAGGAAGCGGAACUCGUAAAGGCACAAUUUCGGGCAAAGCCGAAGACAACGAUGACCCCGGGUACUAGCAUUGACUUCAACGCCAAGAUCGAACCCAUCGACAUCAAGGCAUACGAUCGAGCCCAACAGUACGUGGAACAGCGUGUCCAAACCCCUACGGAAGAGGAUUGCACGACCCUCAACAAGCGGCUUCAAUGGCAGAAAGACCACCAGCAGCGAGGCCUAACGUAUAUCCCUAUUGACCUCGCCAAUGCCAAGCUUAUCAUCUUUACCGACGGUUCCUUUGCGAACAAUAAGGACCUAUCGUCACAGCUAGGCUUCGUCAUUGCCCUAGGCAAUGUCCUCCAUUGGAGCUCAACGAAGUGUAAGAGGGUCACCCGAAGCGUGCUAGCAUCAGAGAUCUACGGCAUGGUCAACGGAUUCGAUAUUGGGAUAUCACUAGCAACGACGAUACGGAAGAUCACAGACCGCCUCAAUCUUCCCCUAUCCCUAAUCGUUUGCACCGACUCUUUUUCCCUCUACGAGUGCCUCGUUAAGCUAGGCACAACGAAGGAGAAGCGAUUGAUGAUAGAUAUCAUGGCCCUACGUCAAUCCUACGAAAGGCGUGAGAUCACAGAAAUCCGCUGGAUUAACGGCGCAGACAACCCAGCAGAUGCUAUGACAAAGGCAUCGCCUAACCGCGCCCUCGAACGCCUCGUCGAUACGAAUAGCCUUACGAUUAGGAUAGAAGGAUCAGUCGAACGCCCUCCCGCUAGCUGCCGCUCGAACCGUCACUCUUUUCGCACCCUUGCGGUUGCUGCUACGCUCCCGCACCUGCUGCUACUGCUGCGAUUGCAGCGAUAA